AUGAGACCAACGGUCCCCCGGAUCUGUGUUGCCCGCAAUACCUUCAAAUGUCACGAUGCCUUGCUGCGAAUCUUCUUCUCCUCGGAGAGAUGCAUGUCUACCACUUCCAGACUCGAUGAGCCCUUCGGAACUCUACUACGCACCCACCGCUCCAAGCCCAAUCCCACAGACGAAUCGAAACAGGAGCCCAUCCCAGGUGUCACCAAGGAAAUAGUCGCUGCCAACAUACGGCAAUUGAAAGAUAUCCAUCCCAAAGAUCUCGAGGCGACACUUGAAGCUCAUCGUGCAUCCAAUGCCGCGUAUGCGGAACGUGUGGCAAGCACACCACCUGUCAACGUCGGCACGCGGAGUCGCGAUGCAGGUAAAAGGGACCUGGAGCAGUAUAAUGGGAAAAUGAUGAAAAAUAUGAACAAACGCUUGAAUAAACAACUCGACAGUAGACUGAAAGACAAGCGCCAGCCAAGCUCAGGCACAGACCCUGAAGCAAGGAAAAAGCCAGUAACAAGGCCGAAAGAAAGCACGCUGAAUAUACAGCGAGGAGCCUCGAAAGCCACGCUUAGUAGCUCAGAGCGAAGACAAAUGAACGAUGCAGAGAAGUUGGAAUACGAAGGCACGGUAAUCCAACCAAUGGUCGAUACCGUCGUCGAACCGGAGAAGUUACCCUGGUAUAUUGAUGAAUCAGAAAGACGCCGACUAGGCCUUGAUGGGCUUAAGCGACUUGAUCUUGAAAUCGAAAGGUUCCAUGCCUACGUUCUGCCUUCUCCCGUACACGAAGCUGCCAGGGCGCAAGUAAUCGCAGACACUCGAGCCAAUAUAAAGCGAUUUGUUGAUGGAAUAUCUAGUGAAGUCUUUGGGUCGGUUCGCACAGGCUUGGCUUUGGCAACCUCCGACAUUGAUAUCCGCAUACGUCUCAAUGAGGCCCCUCGUGGCGCCCAAGGCAAAACGGCUCCUAGAUUCUGGAUCCGAAAGGAGCUAGGGUCUUCGCUGAAGAGAUUCCAUGAUCGUAUUCACGGGAAUAUUGUCAGUCAUAGGAAACGUUCAAUCUCACCGCCAUAUAUGCUUGUGGAAUAUCGCCACGCGCGUUAUCCAUUAAUUUCAAUGCAGCAUAUCAAGUCGGGCCUUGACGUUCAGAUUGUGUGCGCCAACGACUCAAGUGUAUCGAGAGACUACAUGGCUACUUAUCUGGAGAUGUACCCUGGCCUGAGGAGGGUAUAUAAUGUUGUCAAGCUCGCCAUGGACGUCAGGGGCCUCACAGAUGUCUUCCGUGGGGGUCUUGGGUCCUACUCCAUUUUCAUGAUGGUAGCGGCAAGCUUCCGACUCGAUGGCGACGCUAAAUCGAAAACGCCAGCACAGAACCUUCUCCAAUUCUUGGAUUUCUGGGGUAAUCUCGAUCUAUACACAUGGGGAGUCUCGCUUCAACCACCUGCACUGUUCAAGAAAAGUAAUUCCAAGCCGAAGAAGGGAAACCACAAAAAUUCCAAACCGCAGGCAUCACCAGACGCACACUCUGGGGUAGAUGAGAUCCUCCAUGGCCGGACUCAGAUCGGCCGCAUCGACAAAAAUCAACCGUAUCUUAUGUGUCUGCAAGAUCCUGCUGAUCCACUGAACGAUUUGGGCUACAAGUCUUUCGGUAUAAAACAUAUCAUAGCGACACUGCGCUCCAUCGGCGAAGAGCUGAAAGUCCAAAUCAGAGCCGACAGUCAAGGUUCACUCCUCGAGCCUGCAGUCGGGCCAGCUUUCCCCUUGCAUCUGUCGCGGAGAUGGAAGCUGGAAGAAUAUGGGCGCGAAGUCAUGAGUCAAGACGCUGUCCCAAGCAUUGCUGACGUCAUCAGCAACGAGCCUGAUGUGCGUCCUGAUAAGGAGGCCCGUCGUGCAUGGGCCUAUGCCCAAAAACGUGCCGAGAGACAUGGAAAGCAACUGAUCGCCAUGAAGGAGGCGAACAAGGCUGACCAGAAUGAACAUGAACAACAAGUACAUGCCAAGCGCCUGGAAGACUCGCCUGUCAUGGCUACUACACCUGUAGAAAGUCGUGAUACAAGUGAUGAAGAGGCACAAGGGUCGACGGCUUCGCCAAGGGCUGUACAAGAGGAUGACGUGAUUCGACCAGAGCACUCAUGA
Messenger RNA from Pseudovirgaria hyperparasitica, 2118 nucleotides. RefSeq lists its product as uncharacterized. Gene Ontology annotation, cellular component: nucleolus; TRAMP complex. Gene Ontology annotation, biological process: RNA 3'-end processing. Gene Ontology annotation, molecular function: poly(A) RNA polymerase activity; mRNA binding. The transcript is spliced from 3 exons. Bases 1 to 2118 code for a protein of 705 amino acids. Lineage: Eukaryota; Fungi; Ascomycota; Dothideomycetes; Acrospermales; Acrospermaceae. The record is from RefSeq and is a predicted model, not a curated record.